AUGAGUGAUUAAGGUAUAUUAAAUUUCUGCAUAACUAGAAGUUUAAAAUGAAGCGCCUAUAUAGAAUUAGCCAAAGGAAAACUAAAGAGGUUUCAUUCAUCUAUCAAGUUUAGUGAAUUAAGUAUGAAGUUUAUGAUAUAAAAAUUAGAUGAUUGGAUAAGGUAAAGAAGAUCCUGGAGAUUUAGUAGAAUUUAGUGUGCAUGGCAAACUAUUAUCUGUAUUUGAAAAUGUUAUUAAAUUUAGUACACUAAAAAGUCUUUUAAUUUAUUCGAUGCAGAGAACAAAAUUAGAUUAUGGGCAAUUUGGAUGGUUGAAUGGAUGUAUAAUAUCGAUUAAAUUCAUAUUAGUUGGUUUGAUAGAUUCAUCAUUACUGUAAUUUUAUUAAAUUCGAUUUUAUUGGCUAUAUAAGACUAUAGUUGGAGAGAGACAAAUUCAGAGGCACCGAAUAAUUGGACAGACAGCUUCGAUUACAUAUUUACAGCAAUAUUUAUUAUAGAGUUCUUUCUUAAGGUAAUUGCUAUGGGGUUUUUACUUGAUAAAUAGACAUAUUUAAGAGAUGGAUGGAACUUUAUUGAUUUUAUUGUUGUAAUAACAGGAAUUAUUUCACUUUUUAUUUCUGCUAGAGUUUCAGCAAUUCGAAUCGUAAGAAUAAUGAGACCACUUAGAUCUAUAAAUUCAUUGAAGGAGAUGAAAGUUCUAAUCAUAACAUUAUUAGAUUCUUUGCCUGCUUUGGGUAAUGUAGUUAUAUUUUUACUAUUUAUUAUAAUCCUUUUUGGAAUAUUAGGAUUAUAAAUAUUUAUGGGAGCUUUAGAAAAUAGAUGUAGGUUGACAGAAUAUCCUGUUGGAAAUAUUUGGAAGGCAUCAAAUUAUUAAAAAUUAUGUUAAGAUUCUUCAAAUUGUCCAGAAGGAACAUAUUGUGGUAAUCCAAAUACUUAUAAUUUACCUUAAUAAGAAUCAGAUGAUGAAAACUUCAAUUUUGGUUAUACAAAUUUUAAUAAUAUUAUUUCAGCUACAUUUACUAUUUUUUAAGCAUUAACAACUGAAGGUUGGACAAAGUUAAUCUUUAUUUAUUAAGAAGCCUUGUCUACAACUAUAGUUUACAUAUAUUUUUUAUUACUAAUUUUCUUGGGAUCUUUCUUUGUUGUAAAUUUAAUAUUAGCAGUCAUUAAUGAUAGUUUUAUGGCUGCUUAAAUGAGAUCAAGUUUUAAAAAUUCAUAAGCAUCAGCUUCAUCUUUACCUUAAGAAGAAUAAGAUGAGGAAGGUGAAUAGAAUUAGGAAGGAGAUUAAUAAAUUGAUCCAGUAGCUUUGACUAGUAAUAUUAAUAAUGGAGAUUAAACUUAAAACCAUCAAUUAGAACAUGAACAUUAAAUAAAUAAUCAAAAUUAAUAAAAUAUCAAUGAUAUAAAUGCAAUAAAAAAUUAAGGUAAUCAAAAUAUCGUCGAAUAAUAAUAAUAAGUUUCUAAAAGUAAUACUUUAGAACAAGUUAAUUAACCACGUAGAUUAUCAUCAAAAUAAAGACUUUCUAAAUCAAAAUUAACUAAAUUUAGAGAAUUUUAAAUGGUUUUAAUAGUCAUUAUAGAAAAUAAGUACUUUUUUAUAAUAAUAAAGGUAUUUUCUGGUUUUCAUCACCUCCAUAAUAAUACUAAAUACAUUAACUUUAUCAUUAGAUAGAUAUCCAAUUUCUAAAACUGAAUAUGAUAUAUUAGAUGUAGCUAAUUAGAUAUUUACUGUCAUUUUUACAAUAGAAAUGGUAUUGAAAUUAAUAGCAUUUGAUACAAAUUAUUUGAAAGAUUCAAUGAAUAUUUUUGAUGCAGUAAUAGUAAUUCUAUCAUUAAUUGAAUGGAUUCUUAGUAGUGCUGGUAAUAAUUCAAGUGGAGGAAGUUUCUCUGCUAUUUAAGCAUUUAGAACACUUAGAUUGUUUAGAUUAUUUAAAUUAGCACGUACAUGGAAUAGUUUUAGAAAAUUAUUAACUGCUAUUGCAGCCACUAUAAGUGGAAUAGCUUAUUUUAUUAUUCUUUUAUUAUUAUUUAUGUCUGUUGCAGCUCUUUUAGGAAUGGAAUUAUUUGCUUAUAAAACACCAUAUCGAUAUAAUUUUAAUAAUUAUUUGUCAUCUAUGUUAGUAGUAUUUAUGCUAUUAACAAAUGAGUCUUGGAAUACUAUUGCUUAUACGUUUAUGUAUGAUUUAGAAUCUAUAUAUCCAGUUAUUUAUUUUGUAGUAGUAAUUAUAUUUGGUAAUUUCAUUCUACUUAAGUUAUUUAUUGCUAUUCUGAUAAAUAAUUUUCAUGAAGCUAAUCUUGAUUCUAUGUCAGCUGUUGAAGAAAAUCAUAUUCAACAUUCCAGUAGACAUGAUUAAUCUAUUGGAGAUAAUUAAUAAAGUAUAAAAAUAAAUCAAGUAUCACCAGAAUAGAUUCAAUAAUCAUUUUAAGUUAUAAAAUCUGCAUCUAAUUAAUAAACCAAUAAUAAUUCAGCUACAAGAUUUAAGAAUUUAUCAUAAUAAUUUAUGGCAUCAGCAAUAAUUUUAAAUAGUACAAACAAUUAAUCAUUAUUAGAAGGAGUUUCUUUAUUUAUAUUUCCACCUUAAAGUAAAAUUAGAUUUUAAGUUAAUAAAUUAAUAAAUCAUAAGUAUUUUGAGUUAUUUAUUUUAACUAUUAUUAUAAUCUCAAGUAUUUUAUUAGCAUUAGAUGAUCCUCUUUCAUCAUCUAAUAAUAGAGCUCUUAAUGUUGUGGAUGAGAUUAUUACAGCUUUGUUUAUUUUCGAAGCUAUAUUAAAAAUAAUUAGUAAGGGAUUUAUUAUCAAUGGGCCUGAAAGUUAUCUCAGAUCUGCAGGAAAUAUAUUAGAUCUCAUAGUUAUUAUUUUUUCUUCUUUAGCUUUUGAUGAAAAUUAAGCAUAAACCUUUUCAAAAAUAAAGAUCUUAAGAGUUAUUAGAGUGUUAAGACCACUUAGAUUGAUUGUCAGAAAUGAAGAUUUAAAAAUGUCUAUAAAUGCUUUAUUCAAUAGUUUAUCUUAGAUGAUGAAUAUUGCUUUAGUUUGUCUAAUUUUCUUUUUGUUAUUUGGAAUAUUUGGUGUUAACUAAUUUAAAGGAGCCUAUUAUUAUUGUGAUAUAUAUGAAGUUAAUGAUAAAUUAGAAUGUUUUGAUAAUGGUGGAUCAUGGGUUAAUAAGAAUUUUAAUUUUGAUAAUGUUUUAAAUGCUAUGAUUACUUUAUUUGUAAUAUCAACAACAGAAGGAUGGAUUAAUUUAAUGUCUGAUGGAAUUGAUAGUAGAGGUAUUAAUCUGAAUCCAAAAGAAAAUAAUGCAUAUGGAUGGGCAUGUUAUUUUGUUUUUUUUAUUAUUGUUGGUUCAUUUUUUAUAAUUAAUUUAUUUGCUGGAGUUAUUGUUGAAGCAUUUUAAAGUGAAAAAGAUAGAUUAAGUUAAAUGAGAGACUUAACAAAAUAAGAAUUAGAAUGGUAUGAAAUAUAAAAAAAGAUUUAUUCAAGUACUCCUAUAGAGAAAUUUAAAAUAUCAAAACAUAAAUUUAUAAGAAAACUCAAUGAAUUUAUAUCUAGUGAUAAAUUUGAGAUUUUUAUUUUGAGUGUAAUAAUUUUAAAUACUUGUGUUAUGAUGAUUUAAUAUUUGAGAUCACCAAAAGAAUUGUCAGAUGCUAUUUAAAUAUUAAAUUGGAUAUUUUUGGCUAUAUUUUCAAUAGAAGCAAUACUUAAAUUAAUAGUAUAUAGAAAGUUUUAUUUUACAUCUGGUUGGAAUGUAUUUGAUUUUACAGUUGUUCUUUUAACAUUAUUAGGAGUGUUAUUAGAAUAAAGUAAUGUAUUAAGUAAUGUUGGAACAGCAACAUCUAUUUUAAGAACAUUUAGAAUUUUUAGAGUAUUGAGAUUAAUAAAAAGUGCUAAGAAUUUAAGAAUAAUAUUUGGAACAUUUCUUGUAACAUUACCUGGUUUAGUGAGUGUAGGAGGUUUAUUAGGAAUUAUGUUAUUUAUUUUUGCUGUUAUUUUUAUGAAUUUAUUUCCAUAUGUAAAAAGAAGUGAAGGUGUUACUGAAAAUUCUAAUUUUAGUUCUUUUGAAAUUAGCUUAUUCACAUUAUUUAAAUGUUCAACUGGAGAAGAUUGGAACUUAGUUAUGAUGGAUACUGCUAGAAUUUCAUAACCUAAUGAUAUAUGUUUUGAUUUUAAUGAUUAUGCAAGUUAUUUUGAAUAUGGAUUUAUGGGUUGUGGUAAUCCUGCUGGAAUUGUAUUAAUGAUUGUAUUCAUGAUAAUUGUUUCUUUAAUUAUGUUGAAUCUAUUUGUUGCUAUUAUUAUUGAAGUAAAUAUCAAUUAAAUUAAUAUUGUAGGGAUUCUAAAAUACUAGUAAAGAAGAAAAUGCUCCAAUUAAAAAGUUAGAUGUAGAAAACUUUUAAUAAUUAUGGAAAGAUUAUGAUAAAGAUGCUACUGGUUUUAUACAAUGUAAAUAUUUCACAUAAUUUAUGAUUUCUUUACCAUAACCAUUAGGAGUAUUUAUAUAGUUUUAUAUUUAUUUUAGUGGUAAAAAUUGAAAUAUUCAGCAGCUCAAUAAAGAUUAAGAAUGGCUUAAUUGAAUUUACCUGUUUAUAAUUUGAAUGGCAAAAAUAAAUAUUAUUAUUAUCAGGCACUUAUUUGUGUAGCUUAAGAUUUCUUAGAAUCAAGUGGAUUUAUAUCUAAGUAAAAAUGUUUAUAUUUUUAGCUUUGAGAUCUCUAAAGAUAUUGUUAAAUAAAAAUUGCAUCCAUUAAUUGAAAAAGCAUUCUCUCAAGUAUCAAAUUUAGAAACUGAAUUUGAUAGUGGCUAAUUUAUGGCUGCUGUUUUAAUAUAACAGAAUGCUAGGAGAGGUUUUCAAAGAUUAAAAAAAUAAAAAACUUCACUAAUUUAACCUUAAUAUACUAAUGAUGAUGAAGUGUAAUAAUUCGUUGCUUGAUGAUAUAAAAUUUAUAUUUUUAUUCAAUGUUCU
Molecule: messenger RNA, 4949 nt
Organism: Paramecium sonneborni
Lineage: Eukaryota; Ciliophora; Oligohymenophorea; Peniculida; Parameciidae
Source: the annotation of a GenBank genome assembly